UCAAAAAUGAGCGACUUUCUGCAUAUUCUGCUUUGUGUGAUCGGUCUGCUUUAUUUUACCCCUCGUGAAAAGACCACUGAACCUUUUUAUGACAUCACAGACCCAGCGUUUAUUGAUGAGUGCGUCAAAGAACACAACAGACACAGAGCCAAUAUGAAGCCUCCUGCCAGCAACUCAAGAUACAUGACGUGGGAUGAGGGUUUGGCAAGAAUUGUACAGGCAUGGGCAAGUAACUGCGUCAAUAACCAUAACCCUCAUCUUCAGCAGCCGGGCAGAAUGCAUCCCAUCUUUACACUUCUGGGUGAAAACAUCUCGGUCAGAACCCCAUAUAGAAAAUUAAAAGUGCAGUCUGCUAUACAGUUAUGGGUGGAUGAAGACCAAUAUUAUAACUACAAUAGCAAUGCGUGCUCCAAAGUAUGUGGCCACUUUACACAGGUUUUCUGGGCAGGCACUUACAAAGUUGGUUGUGCUGAACCAGCAUGUCAGAAUGGUGUUGUUGAAACACAGUUUUCAACUGUUUCUGGAAUAAUUUUUGUGUGCUACUACGCAACAGUGUAA
This is a messenger RNA of Paramisgurnus dabryanus, 558 nucleotides long. Its product is annotated as glioma pathogenesis-related protein 1-like. The record is from RefSeq and is a predicted model, not a curated record. Lineage: Eukaryota; Metazoa; Chordata; Actinopteri; Cypriniformes; Cobitidae.